This is a messenger RNA of Iphiclides podalirius (scarce swallowtail), 531 nucleotides long. NCBI's taxonomy places the organism in Eukaryota, Metazoa, Arthropoda, Insecta, Lepidoptera, Papilionidae. The record is from the annotation of a GenBank genome assembly.
AUGCGUCAUGCUGCAGCCGCGCCAUUGCACACUGACCUACCCCUACGCGGCGUGCGUUACGACAUUUCGUCGACUUCAGGCGGGAAUUUUGACGUCGGCGAGACAUCGAACGAUUCGGCGGUCGCGGUGCGUGCCUACAGUACACGCUACGCCGACGGAGCGCGUCAGUGCGCCGGAGGGAGCGGGCUGCGCCGCUUGUGUUUACGCAGCCCGCUAGUCGAGGAUCCCGCGUGCAGUGCAAAUGAUUUUGUUUUUAUGGCGCUCAUAUUACUACAAGUGUUGGUGCUGGGUGUGACCGCGGCGGCAGUUGACGGUGCGUUCUAUGUAUCCUAUCCCCAGGCACCACGUGGGCCGGCCCGGCAGCGGGCAGUGUUUACGGCGGCCGACGCAUGCGCCUCUCUUGUUUGCGUCUGCAGGUCAAACACCGCUCCAAACUACGGAGGCUCUAUAAGUAUUUGUGGGCCGACAAGUAAGUUUAGUUGUAGGCCGCCGUGGAAUGCAGCGGCGAGCAGUCGGUGCGAAACGCCUUCC